Messenger RNA from Macroventuria anomochaeta, 880 nucleotides. RefSeq names its product ribosomal protein L16. Gene Ontology annotation, molecular function: structural constituent of ribosome; rRNA binding. Gene Ontology annotation, biological process: mitochondrial translation. The transcript is spliced from 3 exons. Gene Ontology annotation, cellular component: ribosome; mitochondrial large ribosomal subunit. The record is from RefSeq and is a predicted model, not a curated record. Lineage: Eukaryota; Fungi; Ascomycota; Dothideomycetes; Pleosporales; Didymellaceae. The coding region runs from base 19 to 747 and encodes 242 amino acids.
CAGCGCACAUCAACCACCAUGCCGCCGCCCAGGAUACAGCAAAGCCUGCUGGCUUCAUUCAGCUCCCUGAGCUUGAAUGCUGCUCGGCCGAGACCAACUGCGCUCCCCAGAUGCCAAUUCCUCACACCGGCCGUUAAACCCACCGCCGUCCGCUUCUUCUCGUCCACACCGGCACACCAAAACUGGCUCGCCCCCAAAGCCGGCGAAUCCCGCAAAUCACGCAAAGGCCGAUGCCGCGUGCCUACCGGCGGCAGCAUGCGCGGCACGACAGUCGUCUGGGGCGAGUACGGCCUUCGAAUGCGCGACCACGACCGGCGCAUCAGCGCGCAGCAGCUCAAGAUUGCCGAGGACACGAUUCGUAAGAGGCUCAGGGGAAUGAAGUUCAGGAUGUACAUGCGCAUUGCUGCGAAUAUUGGUGUGUACACGUCGGGUAAUGACGUGCGUAUGGGAAAGGGAAAGGGAAGUUUUGAUAGGUGGACGGCGAGGGUGGCGGUCAGCAAGAUUAUUUUUGAGAUCAAGGGCGAUCUGCACGAGCAGGUUGUUAGGGAUGCGUUUAGGUUGGCGGGGAACAAACUGCCUGGAUUGUACGAGUUCGUCAAGAAGGGAGAUGCGCCGGUGAUGGGCAUCACGAAGCUCGCGAACGGUGUCACAGAGGAGGAUCUCAAGAGGCCGAGGAAGCUGCUUCCUCUUGAGCAGCAGGCGGCGAGGAUCCCAGCCGCGGCGAACCAGCCAUCAGCGCCGUUGUGAAGAAUGUAUAAUACCAUGUCCAAGUACGUUUGUAGUUGUGUGUACGAGACCUGCGCUAUGUAGAAAUUGGGCCACUGCAGAGAGAUCACUCAAAGCCAACCUCACACCUUGUACAAAGUAUCCAAAAACCCCU